AAGAGCACUGAGAACAUUCAGGCCUCCAACAUGAGCAGGAAAAGGAGGAGAAGCUACAAGAGCAGGAAAAGCCCAGAUACCAGGGAAAAUGAACAUAUGCCAGUCAUCUGCAGAUGCCAGCAAAACACUGAAGGUGUUGAAGGCAGAGGAAAUAAGCACCCAGUAGAAGCUAAUAAUCAUGGAGCUGAGGACAUAGGACAGUCAGACAAAAAUAGAAGCAAUCAUUCUUGCACACUAGAGAAUGGGAGAAAGAACAAUGAGGGUGCUCUUGAAAACAGAGAAGAAGAAAACAUAUCUGACAGUGCGAAAGAAGGAAAACAAGAAAAAGAUUGUCCUUUGCUGGAUUUCUCUCAGCAAGAUGAAGUCUUAGCAGUGAUAAGUGUUGAUGAAUCAGAAACCUCAACAGGAAACAUCACACUGGAAUGCAGCUCCGACAGUGUGCAUUCUCCUCAGUCAGAGAAUGUAUUUAUUGCAGAAGUGAAAUGUGGUUCCUUUAAUAUGAAAGUGGAAGUGAAGAAAGAUUCACUUCCUGGAGCAGACUCCGCAUCUGGAAAAUGGAAAUGUCCUGAGAAUAGGUGUUAUCAUAAAGGACACUAUUGUAAGCAGCACAAGGAGCGAAGAGCAUCCAGCAAUCUUUCUGGAAAAUAUGAGACACCAUCGAAAUGCAAGAUCCAAAUGGCCAGUAACCCAAAUCCAUCCAUGUCAAUUAGCAUUGUAGGGAAGGAAAUCAAGGUGCAAUAUAUCAACAGGAAGCAGAAACUAAGGGUUAGUAUUGAGCCUGGUGUUGAAGCAAGGAAAUGUGGCCCGGCUAGGAGCUCAAAAUAUGGAAACAUGUCCAGUGAUACAGAUUAUUCUACCACCGAGGAAUCUUAUUCAGAUUUUGAGUCAGAUUUUAGCUUUCAGGAGAAGGAGGAAUCAUUCACAAGUUACAUGGGUCCAGAGUGGGAUGCCCCAAUACCUCCACCAGCUGAGUUUGCUGACUCUGAGGAAAUCUGCUUAGAUAGUGCCACUGAAGUUGUAUCCUUAAGUCCAGCAGGUGACAUGAACAUGUCAGAUACUUUCUCAGCUGCCUUAAAUUGUGGAGAAGGAAGUAAUCUCUGUCAAGAGAAAGGUGACAGAAGGAAGGCGUGUGCCAAUGGAAAUGAUUUCUAUAAAGAAAUUGUUUUUUCAGAAUUUAGCUAUACUGGAGAAUCUCCUCUAGAAGACUGCAGUUCCAGAGAAAUAUAUCCUGGAAAGAAACCUAAUGAUGAGAUGCGUGAUGCUCACCAAGUAAGGAACAGCAGUCUAAUAGACACAAGGAAUAUUAUGCGUGUUUCACAUAUGGAAUCAAAAAACACAAGAAGCAAUUCUUUCCCAGCCACCCCUGUUGAUAUAUUGUCAUCAUUUCACCCUAGAAGAGACUCUGGUUUCUAUUCAAUGCCAUCUUUAUCCUUAAAAGUGCUACCCAAGCCAAGCAAAGCAUUGAACCCUUACAGCAAAAAUGCCCAUACGCCUACCAGCUGUACAGAACUUUCCUCAAGUUUUGCAUCAUUGUUUGGUAAUCUCAGAGAUCUUAAAUGCUGCUAUUCCUUCACCUCGUAUGACCAUGAAAUGACUGUGUAUCAUGCUGAGCUGGAAGAAAAUCUAGGCAAUGCUUUUUUCAUGGAUCACUCUUUAGAAUACAUAGAGGACUGUAGAGAAAUGGAUUGGGUGGCUGGAGAGGAUUUUCAUACCAUUGCCAAUUCCAAUUCCAAUGAAGAACAUAAGGAAGAAUGUGGACCCAUUGAGCCUCUGAGAACACUAGAUGUAUCUGAGGAAUACACAGAACUCACAAAUGGUGGAAAUGAAUUUGAGGUUCUAAGCAGUGAUCACUACAAAGUCCAGGCAUACAUAGAAUUACAGAAUGAAGAAUUAUUAAAUCAAGUUUCCUUGCAUUCUGGAAACCAGUCUAGUGACGAUAAAGAUGACAAUAACAUUGCUGCUACAGAAAGCAUCCAAGGCCAAUUCUCUGCAGAACAGCCCAAUGGAAAUCAUCAGCUGAGUAUUGCAGAGUCUGAUAUAACGAAGAAACGGAGAAGAUCAGUGAUGACUGUAAUAACUGGAGAAUUAGAACGAAGACUUAUCAUUCAAGGUGACAGAAAGUCUGUGGCAGAAUCUUUUGACUUGACAAUAAAAAAGGAGCCCUUAUUGCCUUGCAGCGUAAGAGAAGCAUUUAUGUCACCUCUGUUGGAUGCUGAGGAACCAGAUUUUGAUAAUGAAUCCCAGAGCUUUGCAGAAGUUGAGGAGAUGCCUGAAGACAUGCAUGAAGAUUGCCAAGAUGCUUCUGCCCAGGCUGAUGCUGUAUCUUGCUCUUCAGAAGACGAGCAGGUUUUGGCUGAUACUGAAGCACCCGAGAUGCUUUCCAGCAAACAAGAUAUAUGUUCGUCUGAUCUUUCUGGAAAACAUUUAGCAACAGAUCAAGUGCAGGAGUUACUCAAACCUAGUUGUGAAAAACCAGAGGUACAAAGUGAAAUAAAGACGGAUUUGGGCCAGAGCCCAGACACUUUGCCCCCAAACAACCAGACAGCUGCUGCGUUGGAAGACACGGGCAAAAUACUGUCUGAUGAGCAAGCAUCAAAUGACGCCAGCAGUUCCCAUGAAGAAGCAGUAGAUCGUUGGGCCAGACGAAGGAAACAAUUCCAAAACAGCAAGAGAUGUGGUUCGGCUGGUGGGAGUUCCAUAAUCAGCAGUAUCACAGAAGGAUCAAUAAACUCGGAGGAUGGCCGUUCAGUGGAUCUAGGUCUGCGUGGUGAAAGUGAAGAGAGAGGUUUCUACACUGAGAUCUUCCACUCAAUGUCUUGGGUGUUCAGAGGGGAUGAUGCCAGUCCAGAUAACAGCCCCAGGUGUCUUAGCAAAAGGCCCAGACCCGUAGCAGUCCGUGAACGAACUGUAAGAAUUGCUAAAGGAACGGGCGAUUACCCCUGGGGAUUCCGGAUCCAAUUCUCGAAGCCCAUCCUUGUAACUGAAGUGGACACCAACAGCUCAGCAGAAGAAGCAGGCCUCCAGAUUGGAGAUAUUGUGAUGGCUGUCAAUGGAAUGGACGUUAGCAGCAUGCCACACUCAGAGGCUGCAAAUUUGGCAAGAAAAGGUCCAGAUAUCUUGACAUUGUUGGUUGGCUCUGAUAUCAGUCGUUGUCCCAACACCCCUCGCCCAACAUGUCGAGGAUAUCUGCACAAACGAACCCAGUCAGGAAUCCUGAAGGGCUGGAGGAAGAGAUGGUUUGUGCUAAAGCACGAUGGCUGCCUCUACUAUUACAAACACAAAAAGGAUGAAGGAAAGUGCAGACCAUUAGAAGUCACAAAGUUAGAAGGUGCUGAAAUUGGUGUGGACAGUACCCUGGGCAAGCCCUUUGUAUUUAAGUGCAUUCCUCAGACUGGAAACAGGAUUUUUUACUUCUGUGCCACAUCAAACCAAGAGAUGAAGAGGUGGCUGGAGGCCAUGGAGAAAGCUGUGCAUCCCGUUCAUCAGAACCACGUCUGGGUAGAUGUCACCAUGCACAACACAAGCCUUCCACCACUUGCCAUCAAAAACCCGGAGUGCCUGGGACUUCUUCACCAAUUGGACAAGAACAAGGACAUGUGGGUUCAACACUACUGCAUUCUGAAAGAUGGCUGCUUGUAUUUUUAUGCCAGCAUACGCUCUACACAUGCCCUUGGUGGGAUUUACCUGCAGGGAUACACUGUGAGUGAACAGGCCCUUGGUUCCAGGAGGUCCGUGAUUGAAGUGAAGCCACCUUCGGAGGAGUUUAAAACCUUCUACUUAUGUGCAGAAAGUGUGACCGAAAACAAACGAUGGAUCACGGCACUGAAAGCCUCGGUCAGUAAGUGGUUGCCAUUAAACCAGGCCAUUCAAGACUUCAUGAACCGACCAUUGGAGGAGACCAAGAUGUGAAGGGGAAUCUAAUACAGUCUUCUGUGCUGGGCUUCAGAACAAGUGUGUACCUGCUACCAGCAAAUGAUAAUUUAGUAACAUUUGACCAUCACAUCUCUCAUAACUUACAAGCUGCACAAUUUUGUAAGCAAUUAGUAAAUAAACAAAAAGCCCUUCGUGUGGAUAUUCCCCCAUUUGUUUUGUGUCUUUUUUUUUAACUGCACCUACUACUCAGGAGGAGCUACAAUUAGACUCAUGCAAUGUGUUGUUAUGAUCUUAUUUUCAGUGUGGAAAACAUCAUUCUCUAAGGGUUGGGGGGGGGUGCAUGUUUGCUCCUGAGAAUUGUUGUCCUGUGCUUUUACAGACAUUAAACUCAAAUAUCCCUGAAUAAUAUUUUUCCCAUUUUCCUCUGGAGUUUCAAGCACAUUUGCAAGCUAAUACUAAUGGACAACUGCAGUUAUAAAUAGCAGCAUAUAAUUUGAUGUG
Messenger RNA from Podarcis muralis (Common wall lizard), 4374 nucleotides. RefSeq lists its product as uncharacterized. Gene Ontology annotation, molecular function: protein binding. NCBI's taxonomy places the organism in Eukaryota, Metazoa, Chordata, Lepidosauria, Squamata, Lacertidae. The record is from RefSeq and is a predicted model, not a curated record.